GCUGGCCUUGGGAGGGUAGCUUUCCUUGCCUCGACAACCUGAGGACUCUGCACUUGCUGCAAGACCAUGUCUAGCAACGGGUCAGAUGUCCCUACUGAAGCCCAAGCUGCUGUGGAAGAACCUGUCCCACAGCCCAGCGUGGUGGGCCGCAUGGCCAACCUGCCUCUCAUCAGCUCCACGUGUGGGAUGGUGAGUGCCGCGUACGCCUCCACCAAGGAGAGCUACCCCCACGUGAGGACCGUGUGUGACGUGGCUGAGAAAGGCGUCAAGACCCUCACUGCAGCCGCGGUCAGCGGGGCACAACCCAUCCUGUCCAAGCUGGAACCCCAGAUUGCGACGGCCAGCGAGUACGCGCACCGCGGGCUGGACAGAUUGCAGGAAAGCCUGCCCAUUCUCCAGCAGCCGACUGAGAAGGUCAGUACCAGCCAUCAGUUGACUCUGCUGUGCGACCCUGGCUAUGCAUUGGGCACUGUGAACCUAAGCACUCUCUCCUGUGCCACAGCCUUGAUUGCCACGUCCUCAGAGGGCUCGGACAUGGCCUCACUGCAGCAGCAGAGACAGGAGCAGAACUACUUCGUCCGGCUGGGCUCGCUGUCGGAACGGCUUCGCAACCACGCCUAUGAGCACUCACUGGGCAAGCUGCGCAAUGCCAGACAGAGUGCGCAUGAGGCGAUGCAGCAACUCACGCAUGUACUCAGCCUGAUGGAAUCCAUGAAGCAGGGUGUGGACGAGAGGCUGGGGGAGGGGCAGGAGAAGUUGCACCAGAUGUGGCUCAGCUGGAACCAGAAGACACCCCAGGAUGCAGAAAAGGACCCAGCUAAGCCAGAGCAGGUGGAGGCCCGGGCACUCGGCAUGUUCAGGGACAUUGCUCAGCAGCUACAGAGCACGUGUGUGGCCCUGGGGGCCAGCAUCCAGGGCCUGCCUGGCCACGUCCGGGAGCAGGCCCAGCAGGCCCGCAGCCAGGUGGACGACCUUCAGGCCACUUUCUCCAGCAUCCACUCCUUCCAGGACCUCACAGCCGGUGUUCUUGCCCAGACCCGCGAGCGCAUAGGCAGAGCCCGGGAGGCCCUUGACCACACUGUGGAGUACGUGGCCCAGAACACACCGGUCACAUGGCUGGUGGGCCCCUUCGCUCCUGGAAUCACUGAGAAAGCCCUGGAAGAGAAGUAGAGAGAGGGGUCAGGGCCAGCAGCUGGUUCCAGUCAGCUUUUCCCAAUAAUCCUGUUGCAUACUAGGUCCUCAGCUACCCUGAGUCUGAAGAAGUGUUUAACCUUUUCCCAUCAGUCUUUCAAAGAAGAAAAAAAAAACCUCUAGAAUAUUCUAGGAGAAAAAAAUCCUAAAAGAAAAAAGCAGUCAAGGUAACCAGUAGUAAUGGCACAUUCCUGUCAUCCUAUGCCAGCACUGUGGCGGGAGAGGCAGGAGGAUCAAGAAUUCUAAGGCAGAUGCUGUAUAGCAAGCAGCGUCAGUGAGCCUAAAACACACUUCAGACCACGGCCUGAUGAUAGCCCAUUCCUGUGCCUUUAGCAUGGUGUGGCCCAUAGUAGCAAGCGGUUUCCUAACCUGACACUUGGUCCUCACGGGGUGGACAGCAGGGAUGUGAAAUUGUUUCAAAUGAGAAAGUGGCUGAGGACUGAGUGUCCAUUGUUCCUCAAACCCUGGGGUUCAGUAUUGCUAUAAUAAAUUUUGUGAGCAUCAGAA
Molecule: messenger RNA, 1698 nt
Organism: Myodes glareolus (Bank vole)
Lineage: Eukaryota; Metazoa; Chordata; Mammalia; Rodentia; Cricetidae
Source: RefSeq, a predicted model, not a curated record